Cladocopium goreaui is the source of this 2292-nucleotide messenger RNA. The record is from the annotation of a GenBank genome assembly. Lineage: Eukaryota; Dinophyceae; Suessiales; Symbiodiniaceae.
AUGAAUCUUCAAGCUCUGCGGAAAGCGGCUGAGGAUGGUGAUUUGCAGUCCAUGGCGCGGAUGGAUCUGCGAUUGCAGGGGGCUCUGGAAGAGGACGAAGCCUUCCGAAAUGUGGGAGGCACUGACUUCCAAAACCCCAAAGCAAAAGCUGCGUUGCGACUCUAUCAGGACUCCGUCACCAUGGGCAGAAGAAAUGGCAACAUCGAUCGAGAAGCCUUUCAGGCGGUGAUGCACGACGAUCCUGAAAGCCUCAGGCAAUUGAUCAGCCUGGGCUUGGACAUUGAAGGUACGCGCAACGCUGGAGGACACAGCUUGUUGCAACUGGCGCAAGAGCGUGGCAAAGAUCAGUGUGCUCAGGUGUUGCUGCGCGAGGGUGCGAAGGUCCCAGAACUGGAGGGGGACUACUGCAAGGUCUGCGUCCGAUGGUGUGAGAUGCUCCUAGUGCUUCUUCCAGGGACCAUUGAUGAGCAGCCCAGGGAUGUGGCUCCUCUCAUGGAGCUGGCCGCCAAAGCAGAUAGCAAGCUGCGCGCCUGCGUGCGCAAAGGUUCAGCUUGGCCUUCCUUGGCCCCACGAGCGAAAGAGGUGCGCGAGUCCGUGACUCUGAGGGUGGCCGGCACCAAGUUGGAAGAGUUGGAGGGGAUUUGUGCUGCAGAUGUGAAUGUAUCGCUGGCUUUGAAGCUGCUGGGCGAAUAUGCCGAGCUGCGCCAAUCGGCGGGCGGUCUCGGUGAUUCCAAGUCGCCAGAGGCUGAAAAACUCCGAGGUUGCAUCGCGAAGUUGGGUGAGAUCAUCCAGAGCGCCUUUGAACAGUCCAUCGAGACGGGCGACACGGGCGGGAUGCAGCGCUUGCUGAGCGCCGCCAAGGAAUUAGAGGAAGGGCAAAAAAAGUGUCUUCAGGGGGAUGGCGGAUUGGCUAUCGCCAAGAGCCUGGAACAAAGGAAGGCGGGCAUCACCUUGAAAAGCAUCCUGGGCAAUGCCGAACGCCACGUGGGCACUGAAUCCAAGGAGCUUCAUCGGCUCUUCCUGGAAGCAGAGGCGGCCUUCAAGAAAAUCGACGCGGAACACUUAGACAAACUGGCCACCGGCGCUCGGUGGCGAUUUCGCCUCGCCUCAGGGAAGUUCAAGGACUACUCCGAAGAGAAGACCCGAGAGGUUGAGGAGUUGUACCAAAAGUGGUGCAAGAAGGGAAAGCCCAGUGGCAAGCAGGACUGUCGCUUCGAAAUUACCAUCCAGGUGAAAAGUGGCCCUCCGACUGUUUGGGCGACACAGCUGACGGAGCAGUUUCCAAAGAGUUUGCCAAAACCGACGAUGCGUUCGUUGUGCCGUCACGUGGGCCGCGGGGCGCCAGUGACCCGGCGUUCGUUGUGCGUUUGGUCCAAGGUGUGGGUGGCCCCAACGAGAAAGCUCCUUCAGCCGCUGCCACUAUGGCGCCGAGCAUUUUCUGGGCUGACCAGGGCGCAGUCGGUGGAGGGCGAGGAAAACCAAAAGGACUACUACGAUAAGUCGUCACACUACGAUGUGAUCUUCAAGAGUGACAACAUCCGCCUGGGAUAUUUUCCUCAUCUGGCGCCCAACGCCUCUCCAGGAUCGGUGCCACUUGAUAUCACCCAGAGUGGCUUUGCUCUUACAGAUCACAUGCUGAAGUUGAUGAAGUGCAACAGUGAAUCUCGUGUGUUGGACAUGGGUUGCGGCAAAGGCCAAGCCUGUGUAGACGUGGCGCGACAGAGUGGUGCAGCGGUCACAGGGGUGGACCUGUCGACCAGCAACAUCCAACGUGCCAAGGAGCUGCAGCACGAGCAUCAAGAUCUGCGGUUGAAGUUUUUGGAAGGUUCCAUCACCACGUUGCCGAAAGAGAUCAAGGUCACUCCGUUCACACACAUCAUGUCAGUUCAAGCCUGGGUCCACGUCCAUGCAGCCUUGGACGUGGUGUUGGCAGAGGCCCACAGUGUUCUAGAACCUGGUGGUCUCGUCUGUGUGGAAGACUUCUGUUCCAAUGAUUCGGGGGUGAUCUCGGAUCAAGCCCUCAGGCACUUCUACAAGCGGCUGCACUUUGACCUGGUCAUGGGCCCCAGAGCAUGGCAUGAAAGGGCUGAGGCUGCUGGCUUUCAGGUGGUGCACUGGGAGAAUCUACGAGACCACAUGGCCGAGAGCUAUCGGCUGAUGGCGGCCAGUGCUGCUGAGCAUGGCCUCACGAGCGCGGAUGGCUGCAGUUUGCAGCUAAACUAUUUGAACUCCAUGGACAUCGUACAGAAAGGCGAAGCCACAAUGAUCUUGGCGGUUUUAAAGCGCCUUUAG